GUCUUUUAUCUUUAUUUAUUUCUGUAAAAAAUGAUAAAUAUCCGGUGUUUUUCCAGAAAGGGUGUUUUAACCCAUAUUUAAGCUUUGGUAGCAACUUCCUUCAGGUCUAUUUCUUUUAACUAGCAUUCUUAUCUUACAUUAAUCAUGUUACCUCCGUGUGCACACACCCUAACUACACACUCGGCCACACUCUCAUCUUGGACUUUAACCUAUCAUGGUGAAAUUUGAAGCUGCACUGCAUCUCCCCUUCCGUCCUUUGAAACCUGCCCAUAUGACUUCUAGCUUCACAGUUCCAAAAGGAAUUUCACAAGAAGAACAAAGUUAAAACAGGCAGAAAGACCAAGCUCAUCUCGACAGGGAUGGACAUAGGGAUGUUAGAGAUCCCUGCUGAGCUUUCCGCCAGACUGCGCAGUGCAGCAGGGGGCCAGCAUGGAUCACAGAUUACAGAAUUUGCACCUCCACAGGUGAAGGCACAACAUAGACUCACCCUUCCUAGGGACAUUGAUAGAUUUCCAUUCUCUCGCUUUGCCAAGUCUACAUUAAAGGAUACAUGGUCCCAGCCUCAAGGAUACCCACUCCAGAGACCCCUCAUGCCUUUGGAACCCGAAUAUACCAGAACGGCCUUGGAGAUUAAUAAACUGAUCUUACGGUUUAUGGCUGAAUCAGAUAUUGGCGGCUGGCAGGAGCAGAUCUUAGGUAACUACAUAGUGGAGAAAGGCCAGAACCAGCCGGCCUUGAGGGAUGAGAUCCUAGUCCAGUUAGUGUACCACACAUUGGACAAAAAGGCGGAACAGGACAGUCUGAGGGGAUGGCUUCUGAUGGCCUGCUGCCUGAGUGCCUUCACACCUUCACCAGUACUGGACAAAACACUGCUCAAGUAUGUGUCCGACCAUAGUCCAGCUGAGUAUCGCUCACUAUGCCAACACAAGCUGCUGACAUCUCUGCAGCUCCCAGCCCCCACUGCUCGAAUCUAUCCACCCACACAGCUGGAAUGGACAUCCAAUCAGAGGAAAGGAACAAUGCUUCUGGAAGUAAACACUUUUAAUGAUGAGGUAUUGACAACUGAAGUGGAGUCAUGGACAACGGGAGAGCAACUGGCCUCUUGGCUUCUUCAUUACAGAGGAGUGACUGAGGCUGUGCAAGGUUGGUCAGUAUCUCUUAUUACUGACGAAGGAUGGUCAGAUCUUGCUGGCUCAGACUUUGUAAUGGAUCUGUUUGCUGGAGCUGAAGCUGAACUGCCCCUAGCACCAGGGACACCGUCUUCCACAAACUCUGACUACCUGUUUAGCAACCAAGGAGAAAGAAAUCUGUUCACUGAUUUGGAUGACUUCAUCCCAGCACCACCUUCCAUGCAAGCUCCAAGACUGCCUCCCUUUGACGGAAACCGUUGGGGUAGAGAUUAUCCACAAGAGGGGCAUCGCAGACAGAUGGACUCCUAUAUUGAUGACAUGUUUGACCCUGUUCUAGAUCAAGCACCUCCGGAAAUGGAUAGAGUAGCCAUGUUAAACCGCAGAAUGAGAGGAGGAGGGGGGAUUGGACCUAUGCACCCUGGGAUGUAUGGAAGUGGUAUGCCUCUGACAAUGCCAAGCUAUCCCAUGGGCAACCCCACAGUUCCCAGUUAUGGUCCAGCUCCCAUGAUGCCAAAUAUGCCAGCCUUAAUGGUGCCUCAGCCUCCUGCUGCUAGUGACCCCAUGCAGAUGGCAGCAACUCAGCAAGCUCUCAUCAACCAACAGGCCUUACUUAUGGCCCAGCAGAUGACCCUGCAGGCAAUGACAUUGUCGCAGCAGCAGACAGAAGAACGCCAGAAGAAGGAACUGCACAAAAAGAAUGAGAAACAAAAAGAUGAGAAAGAUAGAAAGUUUAGAGAUGGGUCAACACGACGCUCAAGAGAGCGCUCAAGAGAGCGCCCAAGAGAGCUCUCCAGAGAGCGCCCAAGAGAGCGCCCAAGAGAGCGCCCAAGAGAGCGCCCAAGAGAGCGAUCAAGAGAGCGCUCAAGAGAGCGCCCAAGAGAGCGCUCAAGAGAGCGCCCAAGAGAGCGCUCAAGAGAACGCCCAAGAGAGCGCCCAAGGGGGCGCCCAAGAGAACGUCAGCAUUCAUCUUCCUCUCAAAGUCCCUCACCCCCACCAUUAAGGCCCAAAUCAUCUGCACGUAAACAAGCCUCCAAGCAACCUGAAGUUACGCAAGAAGAAGACAUUGACCUGCUAAAUCCAGAUGACCUACAAUCUUUCAAAGAAAAGAGGGAUUUCUUCCAAAAGAUUGGUAGUAAACCCAAAGGGAAAAAAAAAAUCUCAAAGCAAGACUCAGGUCCUUCCGAUCCAGUCAGACAAAAUCAACAGAGAACUCCUUCACCAAGCCCUUCACCCCCACCCUUACUACCGAAGCCUAAUGUGAAGCGUGAUUGCAGCCCUCCAAAUAAGAAACCAGAUCCCCCUAAAGAACCUACUCCAACUCCCCCCACAGAGCCUCAGCCUCAACCAACCUCUACAAUCAGGGAACUCAUUAAACAGUACAACAGUCGACCACAACCAGAACCCAAGCCAUUUGAGCCUACCAGACCUCCAAGUAAAGCAUUUAUGAAGAAGACUGACCCAAAACAGGAAGCACUAGCUAAACUCAAAAACAAAGCACCAGUGGCACAACCAAAGAAACAAAGGGUAUCUCAUCGUCCACCUCCACCUCCUCCUCCAACGUCCCCUUUGCCACAACUUUCUCCCCCCUCCACCAGGGGUCGCAAGGUCAUUUCUAAUGACAUGAGGCUGAAGCAGCGUCCACUGGAGGAGAUUUUUGGCUUCCAGGGCUCACAGUAUCCUCCCCCUGUUCCUCCUGACUCCCCACCACCUCCUCCACUGCAAGCUCCUGUCCUUCUGAACAUCCCAGACCCCCCACCUAUGACUGCUCCAUCUAUCUAUGAAAUGUCCGAUGAUGAGCGCCAUCAAUCCCAGCUUCACCGCUUCUCUGCUGGGGUUUAUUUCUCUCACUUCAACAUGCCAGGGAAACUUUUCCUGCGAAAAGAAGUGUUCUAUCCAAGAGAAGUGUUCAGCCGGCCCUACAUCCUUAACCUAUUGUGUGAACAGAUCAUGAGAGACACCUACUCUGACAGCUGUGUGAGAAUUGAUAGUGAAGAAAGACGGAAAAUGAAAGACCUCCUUGCAAAUUUCAAAGUGGGAACAAACAUAAAAACCAUUCAGGAUGACAGCAUGAAGAAGAGAAUUGUCAUUGCCGCUCGAGAUAACUGGAAAAACUACUUCAGUCGACUCUAUACUCUGACGCCACACGAUGGAGAUGCCCAGAUUUUGGGCAUUUCUCAUAGAGGGAUUCGUCUAUUGAAGGUGGUGAAAGCAUCAGGCAUCAACUCUAAACAUCUCAGACUGCUCAAAGGUUACAGUUUUGCAGAGGUGCUUUCUGUUAACCUUCAGGGAGCAGGCAAAGUAAAACUGGAGCUUAAAACUGAAAACUUGGUGCUGCAGUCAACCAGAGCUCCUCAGAUCACUGCCAUGAUUGAAGUUUUCCUGGAGGAACUCAUCAAGGACUCUGGUCAUGUGGUUGCUAUAAAGAGUUUUGUGACAGAUGACAAGACUCUUCUGAGCUUUAGCAAGGGGGAUAUCAUUAAACUGCAGGCGAUGGAAAUCCUCCAGACAGGUUGGGAAUUUGGCACGACUGGAGGGCGUUCUGGUCUUUUUCCACAGGACCUCACCCAGCCAUGUGCAGCCCCAGAUUACCACUGGAUUCACCUAGAUCGACGAGAUGACAGGAGAAAAAGCAUGAGAAAUGCUAAGCCCGUCAGUUUGUUCAAGGACCCAUCUCCAUUUCCCACCAACAAACACAUAGCCAACAAUCAUUCUGUGCAGUCUACUCAGGAGGCCAUGAAUCCCACUUCAGUACAGGGAUCACUCCAGAGAUCAGCACAAAGCUCACGACGAGGAUCAGACCAUGACUUAGAGGUCUUUUCUGCUAUGGCUGAUUAUGCUACAAAGUAUUUUAGAGUGGGGACAACAGGUGUGCCAGUCACUGGAAGAAAUGUUUCAGAUGCCGUUCAACACACAGAGGUCCCCAUCCAGGAGUCACUCAUUCUCUACAAUGAUUCUGAAAUCAGUGAUUUGGCUGUUAAGUGCUUCAACAAACUGAUGCAGUUUAUGGGCGAAAUCCAGCCAGAGAAUAAAACUACCCAAGCAGAUUGUCUGAAUCAUAUCCUGCUGUUAGGGCAGGAAAAGGAAAUACUUAGAGAUGAAAUCUACUGCCAAGUCAUCAAGCAAUCAACCAACAACUCCAUAAGAUCAAGCUGUACCUUUGGAUGGCGGAUGCUUAACCUCAUAACUGGUUUCUUCCCUUGCUCUGAUAUCCUGCACCCCUAUGUCAUGCACCACCUGCAAGAGAUCUCUCAGGACAACAAUCACCCAUACCAAGAGAUGGCAACUGUAUGUAUGGAUAACCUCCAACGUUCUAUGAUUUUUGGCGGUCGACGCAACAUCCCCUCACAAGUUGAGAUGGAGGCUCUUCUAACUGGCAAAACUUCUCAACGUAUGAUUAUCCAGUUGCCAGGAGGAGCAGAGUUUCCUGUCAAGAUCCGCAGCUUCAGUGUGGUAGUAGAUGUGGUGACAGAGUUGUGUGGAAACAUGGGAAUAGUGGAGUUCGCAGAGGUCAAGGAGUUUUCCAUCCUUGCCAAAAGACUUCAAGAUGGGAUGGUGCGUCCCCUACAUCCUGAGGAGUACUUGUUUGACUUCUUACUGGAUGAUGGCUCCAUCUUCUUGUCCUUCUGGAGAGUCCUCUGGGAAAAGCCCCUUUUCUUCAGAAAUGACCUCUUUGUGGAUUUUCACUAUCAGCAGCUUCUAGAGGAAUACCUUCAUGGUAAGAUAAUUAUUCCUCAUGCUGGAGGGACCUCAUCAGUUCAGCAGAUUGCAGAAUUGGCUGCCCUGCAGCAUUUGGCUCAGGGUUUGAAGGACCAGCCAUCACUGCCGGAGGUAAAACAGUACCUACCCCCACAAGACGGGCUCGCCAGUAAAGCUCAGGAAAUCCGGUCCGUUUGCCAUAAUCAGGUAGAUGCCAUGCAGUCUCUCAGUCCAAAAGAUGCCAAAAUACGGUUCAUUGAGUUUCUUAGAAACCUCCCUCUGUUUGGCUCCAAUACUUUCUUGGUCCAGAAAGUUAGCCAACGUGGCUGUCCUUCGCCCUGCUUAGUCUGCCUUAACACGGAGGGAGUUCUUUUCCUUCAUCCUAAAACACAGGAGCAAGUGUUUAACAUCGCCCUUGAACAAAUUCAGUCUAUGCGCACAAUCCGCCCUAAGAAAGAAGGCAAAGUUCCAUCAAUAGAAAUUCACUUUGGCAAUGCUGGCAAACCCCAAAACAUCCUGCUUCAUCUCAAGGAGGCUAAAGAACUGUGCCACAUGCUUGCUUUGACAAUAGAAGAGCUGACCCAACCAUCACUCACUAGUUAAGAAUCAGAUCACCAGUCGAUACCAUGUUCAGAUUAAUGGCUUACAUUAGCAGCAACGGUUGCUGAUCAUUUUUGUAUAUUUUUGUUUGUGUAAUUCAUUGUACAGUUUCUUCAGUGCUUAAACAGGCUAAAAACAAAUGUGCAAAAAUCUUGCUGAUCUUCUUCCUAGCAUUACAAAAGAGCAAUUAAGAGCUAACAAAUUAAGCACACUUAUCACAGAGAACACCAUGGAUUCUUGAAGGAGACAUAUUAGACAAAUCAUUGCGUGAAUUAAUCAUGCCUAAUAUUCAUGAAUUUCAAUUAUUUAACAUAUUAUUUGAAUGUUGCAAUGCAUUAUUAAUGAUUUUAACUUGAUGCUUGCUGCUGUCAUUUAGUGUAAUUUUUAAACAAAGAAACAUGAUCAUUUAUUUAUUGUUUUUGUAUUUUCUGUGACCUACUUCGAUCCAUUAGGAGGUUAUUCAUGAUUCUAAUUGUAUGAGAUAAGAAAAAAUCAAGUUAAGAAAAACUUACUUUUUGGAGAUUUUUUAAACAUUAACUGUAUUUUGUUUUUCACAAAUUGACAAUGAUUGCGUAGCCAAUUUUUGACCCUUCUUUUUCAGAAGAGGUUACUAUAUAGAUCAAUUUAGGCAAAAACACAAUUUCCAAAAAUGGUAAAUCUUCUUUUUGCUGAUAAUGUUUUUAGAAAUAUAACAUUAGGAAUAUAAUUUGAUCAAGAAAAAAGGUCAAUGCUUUGUAUUAUAGUUAUCUAAUUAUAGUAGGAUUAAAUAGCAAAUACUCUGUAAAUUACAAUAUAUACCUAAGAAAUAUUACUAGUCUACCUUGGUAAUUAUGAUGAAGUCAAUGUUUAACGCUUCACAAAUAACUCUUAGUUUACCAAUGGAUUGCACAGUAAAUGUUUGUAGGUUUGAGGAAACAGAAACAGUUUGAAUUGUUUCUUUGAUUUUAAAAGGUUAUAAGCAUAUAACUCACAAUCUGUUCAGAAAAUAUAAACUGUGCUGUUUUUACCAUGUAAUUCACAAUAACUCUGUUUUACAUAAAGGUACUAUAGAAAAC
This is a messenger RNA of Girardinichthys multiradiatus, 6481 nucleotides long. RefSeq names its product myosin XVB (gene myo15b). Gene Ontology annotation, cellular component: cytoskeleton. Gene Ontology annotation, molecular function: protein binding. The coding region runs from base 360 to 5429 and encodes 1689 amino acids. Lineage: Eukaryota; Metazoa; Chordata; Actinopteri; Cyprinodontiformes; Goodeidae. The record is from RefSeq and is a predicted model, not a curated record. The transcript is spliced from 43 exons.